GCGUAUGGCUGCCCCGGCGGCUGCCUGACCGUCGCUCGCCACCUCGGCGGCCUCGCAACCCGUGGGAGCCCGUGGCCAUCGCAGACCUAGAGGGCACACUGGGUGGCGCAGUCGCCGCGGCAAGGUCGGCGGGCGGCGCGGCGCGGGGGACGGCGAGCGGGGGUCGGCCCGGCCGGGGUCCUCGCGGGUCCUCGGCGGGCCCGGGGGAGGGCCCUCUUUGUGGCUGCAGUUGGCAAGAUGGCGCCGGUGGGGGUGGAGAAGAAGCUGCUGCUGGGUCCCAACGGGCCCGCGGUGGCGGCCGCCGGCGACCUGACCAGUGAGGAGGAGGAAGGCCAGAGCCUAUGGUCCUCCAUUCUGAGCGAAGUGUCCACCCGUGCCAGGUCGAAGCUGCCGUCCGGCAAGAACAUCCUGGUCUUCGGUGAAGAUGGUUCUGGUAAAACAACCCUCAUGACUAAACUACAAGGAGCUGAGCAUGGCAAAAAAGGAAGAGGCCUAGAAUAUCUCUACCUCAGCGUCCAUGAUGAGGACCGAGAUGAUCACACGCGCUGCAAUGUGUGGAUUCUGGAUGGGGACUUGUACCACAAAGGCCUGCUGAAAUUUGCAGUUUCUGCUGAAUCCUUGCCAGAGACCCUCGUCAUUUUUGUUGCAGACAUGUCUAGACCUUGGACUGUGAUGGAAUCUCUGCAGAAAUGGGCUAGUGUUUUACGUGAGCACAUUGAUAAAAUGAAAAUUCCACCAGAAAAAAUGAGGGAGCUGGAACGAAAGUUUGUGAAAGAUUUUCAAGACUAUAUGGAACCUGAAGAAUGUUGUCAAGGUUCACCACAGAGGAGAGGACCUCUGACCUCAGGCUCCGAUGAAGAAAAUGUUGCCCUGCCUCUGGGUGACAAUGUGCUGACUCAUAACCUGGGGAUCCCGGUGUUGGUGGUGUGCACAAAGUGUGAUGCAGUGAGUGUCUUGGAGAAGGAGCACGAUUACAGGGAUGAGCAUCUGGACUUCAUCCAGUCACACCUGCGGAGGUUCUGCCUUCAGUAUGGAGCUGCCUUGAUUUACACAUCAGUGAAAGAAGAGAAAAACCUCGACUUGUUGUAUAAGUAUAUUGUUCAUAAAACAUACGGUUUCCACUUCACCACACCUGCCUUAGUUGUGGAAAAGGAUGCCGUUUUUAUACCUGCAGGCUGGGACAAUGAAAAGAAAAUAGCUAUUUUACACGAAAAUUUUACAACUGUGAAGCCAGAAGAUGCAUAUGAAGACUUUAUUGUGAAACCUCCCGUGAGAAAGCUGGUCCACGACAAAGAGUUGGCAGCAGAAGAUGAGCAGGUGUUCCUAAUGAAGCAACAGUCACUCCUUGCCAAGCAGCCAGCCACACCCACGAGAGCUUCUGAAUCUCCUGCAAGAGGACCCUCUGGCUCUCCAAGGACUCAGGGUCGGGGAGGGCCAGCCAGUGUACCUAGCUCCUCCCCAGGGACGUCAGUAAAAAAGCCGGACCCAAACAUCAAAAAUAAUGCUGCAAGUGAAGGGGUGUUGGCCAGCUUCUUCAACAGUCUGUUGAGUAAAAAGACAGGCUCUCCUGGAAGUCCUGGUGCUGGUGGGGUGCAGAGCACAGCCAAGAAGUCAGGACAAAAGACUGUGUUGUCAAAUGUUCAGGAAGAACUGGAUAGAAUGACUCGAAAGCCAGACUCUAUGGUAACAAACUCUUCAACAGAAAAUGAAGCCUGAACCUCCUUAAAAAGUGCAUAUGUCGAAUGACCAAAUAACUAUGUAUAUUGAUCUGCUAAGACCAGGAUUUUUCUGAUAUGGCACAUGCUAUCAGUUUUUUGGGGCAGGGGAGAUGAACUUAAAAAAAAAAAAAAACUUCACUGGCUUGUCCGAGUAUGAAAUGCACAUUUAGGAAGGUUACAUGUCAGACCCUUUGUUAAGGAUAACCCUUGGACUCUCGGGCAUGUGGCUCUUUUGUGGGAGGCAAGCACGUCUGGGCUUCUUGUGGAGGGGAAGGUAGAGUGAAAGAAGGAGGGCCCGCUUUCUAUCAGGGUGGAGCAAAUGAGACCAAGAAAUCAUUGGUAAGAUGAUGGUUAGUCUGACCAGUUUCAUGUUAGCAAAUUCACUUGUUCUUGGGAAGCAGAUUAAGUGGCAGAAAGUCCAGGAAAGAAAGACCAGAAGGAGUAAUGAGAGAAGUGAUGGUAGGGAAGCUGAAUGUUGAGGCAGGUGGAGGAAGGAGGAGAUGAGCAGUGUCAGUAAAUACUGUGCAUUCAGUAGAAGUUGAAGAAUCAUUGUUAGAAGCAUUUCCAAACAAAACACUAAGCAAAAUGGGAAUUAGGCUUAUUUCGAAUGCAUCUUUAACUUACGAAAGAUGUACUAAUUGUGGGGGUGCCUGAGUCAGGUGGAGCUGACCCAGGGGUGGGAAUGAUGGCAGCUGCCCGGGACCCAUGUGCUUGGCUCAGGCUAUAUGUCCUCUUGAGAGGUGCUGGGCUCCAUGGAUAUGUGUUGUGGGGCAGACAGUCACUGUGGGAUGUCUUCAAAGUCAGCAGUUACAGAAUUAGUUUACUUUGAAUUUUGUUGUCUAAAUAGCUCCUGCUUUGUUUUUUAAAUUAAAUUUUUUGUUUUUACUACCACAGGCUGGCCUAACUAACAGAAAAUGGGUGAUCAACCUCUGAUUUUACCAUAAUGCAAUGUGCCACAGAAAGUUUGGGGGAGUUUUUUAAUGUAAUUGCACUCUGGUUAAUUGGCUCGUACCAAGUCCUGCCUUAUGAUUUGUGGAAAGCUUCAAGGAGUUCCACUGAUGCAAAAGGGUCUUUUCCUAGCUUCCCGGUCUGAUCAGUGCUAUCAGAUGGACAGAUAAGCAUGAAUGUUUUAUACCGAAAAUGGAAAUGAUACAUUUCUCUUGUUACGUGUUUUCAUAAAAUGUAGCAUUUUUUUUCUUAUGGAAUAGAGUUUCAGGUGUCUCCCCACCUAGGGCAAAUUCACGCACAUUGUCAUGUCAUACCACCAUUCUGGAAAUGAUUUCUGUGGAUUUGAAAUUGCACUUUUAAUUUUAUAUAUGACAGCAUUUAAAUGCAAACACUACCAUGAAUUUCAUGUAUAAAAUGUUGUCAAACCAAGGGAAAAAACCACAGUUCACCAUGUGGAGUUUACUUUUUUUAUAUGAAUGUUUGUUGUACUGUGUCUAAGCAUAACUUCCCUAAUGUCAUUACUUUUACAUACCAGAUUUGACUGACCACUAAUGUAGUACUGGGGAUAACUUAAUAUCCUAUGUUGUGUCAAGAGUCUUUUAAGACUUUCUUGAAUUGCUUGCUUAAAGGUCUGAACACUGUUAAAGAGAAAGCUGAGUAUCAACUUGCCUUUCAGAUAGAAACGUUUCUUGUGCCAGUUUUAUUGUUGAAAUAUACUAUUUUUUUCCUUUUUUAAUUCAGUUUUUUAAAAAAACAAAUGUAUUGUGGCUUCCAAUUACCAGGUUGUCUAGGUAAUGACAGUAAACUGACUGUAGAAUGAUAAUUGUGGUAUAGUGACCAAUAGAUGCCAAACAGCUUGUGGCCGCACUAAAGGUGGGGUCGCUUAGUCCCUGGGAGUAAAAUGAGUGACCUCAGAAACAAGAAUUCCUGGAAAGGCACAUGCCGAAGAGGGAUAUGGUAUAAUUUUAAAUUUUAAUGCAAAAUUUUAAUUUGUCUUUUUUUUCCUAUCAUUUGAACUGAUAAGCACUUUUUGUGUCAAUAUAAAAUAUACUAAAACUGAUGAAAUGCUAAGACAUGUCUUGUGAAGGAAGGUUUCUUGGAGACCACUUUUAUUUACACGUGACAAGUGGAUGCUCCUAGUAUCAGAAGAAGCUGAUACAUAGUGUCAUGUGCUCAGUGGUUGCCAAAGUCUACCAACUUUGGGGAGCUGCAGGGUUCUUUUUGGGAGGUGGGAGGAAGGGAGAUGAGUUUUGUUAUUUUGGGGUUUUCAAGCAUUGGAACCAAAGGCCAAAUAAUAAACAGCCUUUAGUUUUUAAAGUAAAAUUCAUUUUAUUUGCAGAGUACACUUGUAUGGUAGACUGUUAAAGACAAUUUUAUGACUAUUAUGACUAUUUAUGCACAUUGUAAUGGUUACAUCUGCUGUUUGUCUUUAAAAUAAAAAAAAAAAAAAUCAAAGAAAAGCCCAACUUUGAAUACGUGGCUGAGAUAACGGCUAGGAAUUGGUCUUUCCUAAAAAUGCAAUAGAUAUGCUGCUAGAUUGUUAUUUUGUUUGCACUUUUUUUGAUUGGCAUUUUAAAAUCGGUAAACUGAAGACAUUGUCGUGUUUUAUUAAUUUAACAAAGUUGAAAGUGACUGCUCUGUACAUCAUGACCUUAACAAUGUUAAUGCUGUAAGUGAAAGUUCACUGUUGUCUGUAUACUAAAUUUAUUGGUGUUUCUAACUUAAAAUUAAGACUGCAGAUUAUCCCCCACCAGCCUUAGUCCAGGGGUGUGGCUCUGUCCGGGUGCAGUAUUAUGCAGUCAUGUGGAACCUUGCUUUCUAGUCCUGGGAAAAAAAGAAGAUGUCUCUAAUUACUGGCUUCAAUAAACACGAAUCCAGACUGCUUA
Piliocolobus tephrosceles (Ugandan red Colobus) is the source of this 4552-nucleotide messenger RNA. It is a transcript of the gene DYNC1LI2, whose product is annotated as dynein cytoplasmic 1 light intermediate chain 2. Lineage: Eukaryota; Metazoa; Chordata; Mammalia; Primates; Cercopithecidae. The record is from RefSeq and is a predicted model, not a curated record. The transcript has 13 exons. Bases 238 to 1716 code for a protein of 492 amino acids. Gene Ontology annotation, biological process: microtubule-based movement; microtubule cytoskeleton organization. Gene Ontology annotation, cellular component: centrosome; cytoplasmic dynein complex. Gene Ontology annotation, molecular function: dynein heavy chain binding.